CCUCGUUUUCUGGAUGCCAAGUAUGUGUUCGAAGAGCUGGAUGUGGAACCGCAGGUCAAGGUGAACCUGCUGAAGGAGGUGGAAAAAACCAAGAAAGCCAAGGUUGUGGGUUACGAAGGGACGGAUGUGCGAAAGAUUAUCAGCGCAGUUGAGUUCCUCAAGAGUGACAAACCUCUUCAGCUUCUGGCUCAGUUAACGGAAAUCAAUUUUGCUGGAGAAGAUAACAAAACGGUUCGCAAUCAUCCCAGAACGACUGGUGAGAUACGGGAAUGCUGUAAAGAUAUUAAGGUUCUCGGGCGAAAAGACCUGAAGGAUUUGCUUCGAUGGCACAAGCUGAUCAGUGGAGAGUUGUUCCCUCAGGAGGAAAAUCAGGAUGAGGCAGCAAGUGGUAAGGGAGGAAAACUGAAGGAGAAAAUGGAAGAGGAAGCUGAAGAAACGGGAGAUGAGGAAACAGUCGAGCUUAAGAACAUGGAAAAGGAAAUUGCUACUCUGCGGAAGGAAGAAGAACAGGAUGCAAAGCGAAAGCGUAAGAAAGCCAACAAGGAACGGACCAAGUUGAAUGAAAAGAUGAACCUUAAGAUGGUCAUCAAGGGCGACGAAGGUCCCACAGAAACGGCCGAUGCUAUGAUGUUCAGUCUGAAUGCCGUCAAAAAUAAGAAAGAAAUUGACCAUUUGUUGGACUCUGCACCCGAUAUACUCGCUGAACCAAGCUAUCAUGACGAUGAUGACGAUGGACUGCCUAAGAAAAAGCAAAAAUUUGUAAAAUAUGAUAAAAAUACAAAGGGUGAUCUCUUCGAAGAUGACACCAUUCUGGGAAAGCAAUCAGAUGAUGAUAGCGAUGCGGACCUCGACAAAACCGGACUGGGUUUAGAUGAUACCGAGGAACUGGAAUUCGAACGCGAAGAUGAUGAUGAGGAAGCCGGGGAUAGCGACGACCCAGAUUCGAAAAAUCCCCUGAUCACCGAUCUAGACUACAGAGACAAAGACGAAAAACGACGCCACAAGGCACAGCUCUGGUUCGAAAAGGAAACGUUCAAAAAUGUUCUCGGUCAAGAAGAUCAAGCGCUUGAUUACGAUUUGGAUCGCCUAACAGAUAUGUAUAAAAAAUCGGGGGUAAAAAUCAUUGGUGAGGACAACGAAAAUAGGCCUUUGGGAAAGAAAGCUCGACAACGAGCACGUCACACCAAGGAAGAAAAUUCUUCAUCAGAGGAUUCCGAUUCCGAGGUAGAUGCCGAAGACGAAACCUUUGAACACAAAACAGUUGUCGAAAAGGUUGGCGGAAAAGAUGGCUUCGAAGUUGUGUCUUCGGAAAAGAAAGCAAAAAAAGUUAAACUCAGCGAGGAGGAGCUUGCUCUAGGCCAAAUGUUGGUCAGCGGCAAGAAGAGUCGCCGGGAUCUAGUGGACGCCGCCUGGAAUCGCUACAUGUUCAACGAUUCUCAUUUGCCCGAUUGGUUCAUCAAGGACGAGGAAAAAACUAUGAAGAAAUCGGCCCCAGUACCACAUGAAGUGGUGGAAACGUACAAGAAAAAUCUGGAAGAAAUAAACGUCCGCUCCAUCAAGAAGGUUAUGGAAGCCAAGGCCCGCAAGAAGAAGCACGCUGCCAAGCGAUUGGAGAAAAUCAAGAAGAAGGCCGAAACCAUUAUGGAUAACGUUGACAACACCAAUCAGGAGAAGAUUCGCCUGCUUAAAAAAUUGUACAAAAAGCAGGACGCUAAGAAGAAGGACAUCACCUACGUGGUGGCGAAGAAGAGUGGCACCAGUGGUAAGAAGGUACGCCGCCCGAAGGGUGUCGAGGGCCGCUUUAAGGUGGUGGAUCCGCGUAUGAAGAAGGACAAACGUGGCGAGGAUGCCAAGAUGCGUCGAUCGGUCAAGCGAAGCGGUAAAUCCGCUGCAAAGGCUAAAGCUUCGCGGCCCAAGGCCGGUGGUAAAGGCAAGCGGAAGUAAAUUUAGCUGAAGGAAGGCUGAGGUGAGUGCAUCAGUUUUACUUUUACAAUAACUUUAUUAUAGGGCGUUAAAAUAUAUAUUGAGAAGCAUAUAAACAAAA
Molecule: messenger RNA, 2044 nt
Organism: Uranotaenia lowii
Lineage: Eukaryota; Metazoa; Arthropoda; Insecta; Diptera; Culicidae
Product: pre-rRNA 2'-O-ribose RNA methyltransferase FTSJ3
Exons: 3
Biological process (GO): rRNA processing
Cellular component (GO): nucleus
Molecular function (GO): methyltransferase activity
Source: RefSeq, a predicted model, not a curated record